Messenger RNA from Procambarus clarkii (red swamp crayfish), 1161 nucleotides. The record is from RefSeq and is a predicted model, not a curated record. NCBI's taxonomy places the organism in Eukaryota, Metazoa, Arthropoda, Malacostraca, Decapoda, Cambaridae.
UAGCAAUGUCGAGGAAGGUACUACUGUGUGUACAGGUUGGUAUCUUACUGCUGUUGCUCUGGUUGCUUCCAGACUUACAGCUACCACCACUAUUCCAAUAUACACCACCACAUGCAGCCUACAGAAGAAGCUGCUACAGAUACCACCCAAACCUCACAGCGGAAAACACGUGUUGCAAGAUGACCAACUUCAGCGGUGCUCUUCACCUUCUUCACAGGUGUAUAACACGCGCUAACACACACCUGCUCAACGAGGCCAAAGGACAGACCGAUGACGUCGGAGAGAAAACCAAUGCAAACGGAACAGAGAAACCCGGUGAUGGCGCUGAAGGUAAUUGGUCGUCUAUCAAGGGGGUACACUGGGUCCUUGUCGGCGACUCUCACGUCCGCUACAUCUUGGGUGCCUUCCUCACCCGCUUCAGAAGUCCCGGACUCAAGUUCAGAAAGACCCAUACUGAGAAAUGGGAAGACACAGAAGAGAUAGAGAAGAUCGUUAGGCACAAUAUAAAACAGCGAAGAAUUCACGUGCUUGACCGGGACAUCAACUUCCGAAUGACCUAUAUCUGUGAUCCUCUUCUGACACUGCUGCCGUUGGAGAUGGCGCUCUGGGAGCGGCGACCCCAAGAAACUCCCAGCCUCCUCAUCUUCGCUGGCGCCUUGCACUGGAUGCUAACGACGAAGAACCUGUACUUCAAGAAUGGGAUGGAGGCGGCGGCAGCAAAGUACAGAGAGCAUUUUAGGAGCUUAAGGCCACAACUAAUGCGACUCUCUAACAGAACGACCGUCGUCUUUAAGUUGCUCGACGACCUCAAGCGAACGAACAUAAGCAACUCGACAGAGCCUCUCUUGAGCUUCAGGAACUAUGUCCUGUACAACAAGAUCGCGGUGCAGGAGUUGUCAGGGACGGGCGUGAUCAUCUGGGACAGCACGAGGCCUCUCUCCACCGACUACGCCCAUCACUGUAUCAAGAACCCCGAAAUGCAAACCCCUCCAUACUUCUACUGGAAGUGUCAAGACUUAGGUCAUGUUGGUUACAUCCUGGUCGACCAGUAUGCCGAUAUGAUCAUCAAUGACUUUUGUAACAAACAUCUCAAUAUCCCAGGAGCUUGUCUAUAGCUCUUCAUGAAGUAAAUAAUGUUAUAUUAAAUUUUUAGGAGAGGUU